Messenger RNA from Dendrobium catenatum, 1365 nucleotides. Its product is annotated as phenolic glucoside malonyltransferase 1. The coding region runs from base 1 to 1362 and encodes 453 amino acids. The transcript has a single exon. NCBI's taxonomy places the organism in Eukaryota, Viridiplantae, Streptophyta, Magnoliopsida, Asparagales, Orchidaceae. The record is from RefSeq and is a predicted model, not a curated record.
AUGGCAGCUGCUGUGAGAGUGCUCCACGAAAGCCAAAUUUCUCCUUCUCCAUGGCUUCCAUCUCAACCUCCUCAACCUCUCUCCUUCCUCGACGCAAUCUGGCUCCCAAAUUCAGUACUAGUAGAGAGGCUUUUCUUCUACGACUUCCCUCACCCCGUCUCCCACUUCAUAGACCACAAGCUCCCAAUCCUCAUAAAAACCCUCUCCCUCACCCUCCAUCACUUCUACCCUUUAGCAGGAUCCAUCCGUCCCUCCGCUGAUUUUGACGACGGUCAGUUUGAGAUUGCAUAUGAGGAAGGUGACUCUGUUACCCUCACUAUCGCCGAGUUCACCGGCGAGGACUUCCACAACAUCUCCGGCUACCAUCCGAGAAACUUCGAAAACCUUCGUCUUUUGGUCCCGAAACCGAAAAAGUCAUCAUCUUGCGGCCAAUUUCCACCCAUAUCGAUUCAAAUCACCCUUUUCCAGAACCAAGGCCUCUGCAUCUGCUUCGCAAUAAACCACGUUGCGUGCGAUGGUUCAGGAACGAUGGGAUUCAUCCGAUCAUGGGCCACUGCCUGCCGCUCAACUGAGCCCACUCUCCAUGAAAUCUCCCGUCCUUUCCUCGACCGAUCCAUUAUUAUUGACACCCACGGGAUUCAACGGAAGAUGUUCCAACACAAAAGGGUAUUUGAAGAGUAUUUGAAGAAGCAGGAUACCUUGCCAGUUUCUGAUCCCAGCUUGGUCUCUGCAACUUUUACUCUCUGUAAAGAUCAUAUUACACAGCUAAAAGAGCGAGUCCAAGCAAAGGGAGAAGAGGAAGGGAAGCCAUUGUUUCAUAUCUCAACUUUUGUUGUAACCUGCGCUUAUGUAUGGAGAUGCCUCGUGAAAGCUCGCGCUUACGAUGGAGAUAGCCAGCAGUAUUUCGUUUGUGUGGUGGAUUGGAGAUCGAGGAUGAGGCCGCCGCUCCCAAGAAACUAUUUUGGGAACUGCUUGGGCGGUUUAAUGGUAGAGUUGAGCACGAAAGAGUUGGUGGGGAAGAACGGGAAUGAGCUAGCGGCCAUGGAAAUAGGUAAGAGCAUAGAUGGAUUGCGAGGGAGGGAUGUUGGUGAGGUAUUAACGACGGCGUUUGGUAGGCUUUUGGAGAAUGAGAGGAGGAAGUCAUUAUCAGUUGCGGGAUCGCCGAAACUGAUGGUCUAUGAGGUUGAUUUUGGAUGGGGACGGCCGGCGAAGGUUGAGAUUAGUUCUAUUAAUGAGACGAGAGCCAUAUCUCUGGCUGAGAGCAGAGAGGAGGAGGGAGGAGUAGAGAUUGGUUUGGUACUCCCUGAGGAAGAGAUGAAUAGGUUUGGGAAGAACUUCACUUGUGGAUUGGUUGAUAUUUGACUU